AUGAAUCCGUUCAUUACCAUAAGCAGCACCGGGAUGAAUAUCGGCAAAAUAAAUACCGUUCCCAUCGCGCAGUCGGGCGUUAAAUGUAACGCUUUUAUAGCCAUUUGCUUAGUGUUAACGCAAUUGUGUUGGACGGGUGGCUCGACCAACAUGGUGAUGGCCAAUAGUAGCGACGAGUAUUACCCUGAUCAUAUGGCCAGUGAACACCAUCGCGAUCACCGCCGGGUGCCCGACAAUGUGCUGCAGCUUAAGGCGAGCACCACUACUGCCGACACGUAUAACGAUAACAACGCCGGUGUCGACGAUGUCUUCUCCAUACCUAUCGAUGAUUUUAGAGAUUACUGGUACACUCGGCGCCUCCAAAAACGUUCCCUACUAUCCAUCGAAGACAACAGCAUUGAUGGCACUUCAGUAGAGGUGGACGCGGGCCGACAACAGGCCAAACGGGGCUCAUACCAGGCGUGGGGCGGCAAACGGGCCCGAUAUCCGUACGACAUAUUCCAUAUGCCAAAGGGGUUUAACCCGAAUGGGGGUAAACGGGCGGCAGCCGGGGGUCGACGCCAGGGCGGACCCGCUGGUGACGGUAGCCGUAAGCGUACGGCCAAGACGUUUCAAAACUGGGCGGGCAAGCGGGCGGGGCCGGGUAUGCCCGGGUCGGCACCCGUAAGGGACAAGGCGUUUGUCAUAUGGGGUGGUAAACGAGCGGACAGUUUCCGCACGUGGGGCGGAAAGUAA
Molecule: messenger RNA, 735 nt
Organism: Medioppia subpectinata
Lineage: Eukaryota; Metazoa; Arthropoda; Arachnida; Sarcoptiformes; Oppiidae
Source: the annotation of a GenBank genome assembly